AUGAAUCUUAUAAUUAUCUACGGAUUAUUUCUUGGGGCAUGUGUCUCCCUUCUACUUUUACUUCAACUCAUUCUGUUUCUGAAAAAACAUACAACUCCCUUGUUUCACCGUAUGAUUGUCCUCAGUCUCAAACAUGUGAUCUACCCGCAUCUGUUCCAUCGAUCAUGGAUCUUUGCACCACCAACGCCAUUCAACCUCUCCCUUCAACUUGUCUAUUAUGCAGUAUCACUUGUCUGUAACCUCAUCGGGGUGCAUUCAGUCGAUGAAUUCGGGAUUCGGGCAGGAAAUCUCGCAAUUGUCAAUCUUAUUCCUCUGCUCUCUGCCAGUCGACUCGAUCUGGUGGCGAAACUCCUUGGCCUCUCCCUCCACUCAUACCUCCGUAUGCAUGGCACUGUUGGUCUCACCACUUGCAUUCAAGGUCUCAUUCAUGUGAUAAUAUAUGUGUGGCGAAAUCGCUUUGAUAUAAGUGAUUCGGUACAACUAUACGGGCUUCUGAGCAUUGGAUCCUUCGCAAUUUUGAUCUUCCUAACUGGGAUCCGUCGUUGGUUUUAUGAGACAUUUCUUAAAGCACAUUCCGGCUUUGCUAUCCUGGCCGCGAUAAUGCUAUGGCGCCAUAUGGGGAUGAAAAAAGUGCUCGCUCGUCUCCAUUUGCUUAUUGGGUUGGGCAUUUUUCUCGGAACCUCCGCGUUACAUACAAUGAUGCUGCUGGCCCGUAAUGUGACAUCUCGGCAGUUUGGAUCUAAAGCCCGGAUAUUCAGAGGAGGUGAUAUCAUCAGAGUGGAAUUAUCUGUAGCACGGCCCUUCAAGGUACAAGCCGGUCAAUCCAUUUAUGUCUGGAUUCCCAGAGUCAGCUUUUGGUCACACUUUCAAACCCACCCCUUUGUUGUUGUCUGGGAUAAGCAAGAUGAUAAUGGUAAAGCACCCAACAUAUCUCUGCUGAUUAAAGAAAGAGGUGGAUUCACAAGCAAACUGAGCCGCCACAAUCAGAAGGCAACUUUUAUGGCAUGGAUUGACGGUCCGUAUGGCAUACCAUUGUCGCUUGGGAAGUAUACCCAUGCGUUAAUGGUUGCUACAGGGAUCGGAAUAGUCUCUCUAAUUCCUUGCAUCCGAGAGUUUGUGGAAGCGCAGAAGCAACAGCCCAUUCUAGGCCGUACUAUUCUGGUAGCAUGGGAACCAGAUGGUGAGAGUGAUCUGGAUUGGGUAAAGGAUUGGAUGGAUCAGCUGUUGCAGGAGGACAAAGGAAACUAUAUUCUCCGCUUCGGCCUGUACAGACAUCCCCGAGGAUCCGCGCCGGAAACAGACGGACAACAUGACAGAAUUUGGAACUUGCCUGUUGGGAUGGACCCAAAGGACCUUGGAGUCUCCGCAAAAAAUACUAUUCGAGAUGGCAUGCGAGAGGUGGUGCGGAAGGAGAUGAAAUCUGAUGUCACUCUGAUUGAUCUGCCAUUUCAACCCUGGGAGAAUCCCCGGGCACCCAAAGAGGCUGUGUAA
This is a messenger RNA of Histoplasma capsulatum G186AR, 1491 nucleotides long. RefSeq names its product FAD-binding domain-containing protein. Gene Ontology annotation, molecular function: ferric-chelate reductase activity. The record is from RefSeq and is a predicted model, not a curated record. Bases 1 to 1491 code for a protein of 496 amino acids. Lineage: Eukaryota; Fungi; Ascomycota; Eurotiomycetes; Onygenales; Ajellomycetaceae. The transcript is spliced from 5 exons. Gene Ontology annotation, biological process: intracellular iron ion homeostasis; iron ion transport; copper ion import. Gene Ontology annotation, cellular component: plasma membrane.